Manihot esculenta (cassava) is the source of this 1638-nucleotide messenger RNA. Its product is annotated as peptidyl-prolyl cis-trans isomerase FKBP42. Lineage: Eukaryota; Viridiplantae; Streptophyta; Magnoliopsida; Malpighiales; Euphorbiaceae. The record is from RefSeq and is a predicted model, not a curated record. Bases 128 to 1387 code for a protein of 419 amino acids. Gene Ontology annotation, molecular function: peptidyl-prolyl cis-trans isomerase activity; protein binding. The transcript is spliced from 7 exons.
UCUUUUUUUAAUUAACUUCUUAAGCAACUAAAAGCAUAUGUGUGCAAGUUAGUAAAUUGAAGUUCUUUAUAAGUUACCAGUAUGAAUAAGGAUUCUCAGCUAUUUUGUUAUUCCGUUUAAAUAUUUAAUGCGACAUUGUUGCAAAAUGCAAGCUCAAUUUGAUGAGCAAGUUGAUUGGGGAACAAAUUGGAAUGUAUUGGGAGCUGCACCUGUAAUUUAUCCGUAUGCAGGAAGUUCGGUUCAUGGUAAUGAUUUAAGGCAUACUAAACUGAGUAGUAGAAGAGAUGAUUUACUUCAUAAACCUGGCCAAGAAGAUGAAAAUGAAAUAGUUACUGAAAAUGCUGCUUUUGUGCAUUCUGAUCCUCCUCAAGUGGGUGAUGGUCCCCCAAAAGUUGAUACCGAGGUGGAAAUCCUACAUGAGAAGGUCACAAAACAAAUCAUUAAGGAAGGACAUGGUCAGAAGCCAUCCAAAUAUUCAACAUGCUUUUUGCACUACAGAGCAUGGACUGAAAGCACCCAGCACAAGUUUGACGAUACAUGGCAUGAACAGCGACCAGUUGAAAUGAUCAUAGGAAAAGAGAAGAAAGAAAUGAUGGGUUUAGCUAUUGGUGUUUCCAAUAUGAAGACUGGUGAACGUGCUCUUCUGCAUGUCGGCUGGGAAUUAGGUUAUGGGAAAGAAGGAAGUUUUUCUUUCCCAAAUGUUCCACCCAUGGCUGAUAUAAUAUAUGAAGUUGAGCUUAUUGGUUUUGAUGAAACCAAAGAAGGAAAAACUCGUGGUGACAUGACUGUAGAAGAGAGGAUUGGAGCAGCAGAUCGUAGAAAAAUGGAUGGAAAUGCUUUAUUUAAAGAGGAAAAACUUGAGGAAGCCAUGCAACAAUAUGAAAUGGCCGUUGCAUAUUUGGGUGACGACUUUAUGUUCCAACUGUUUGGCAAAUUUCGAGACAUGGCAUUGGCAGUCAAGAACCCUUGCCACCUUAACAUGGCAGCAUGUCUGAUAAAGCUUAAGCGCUAUGAAGAAGCCAUUGGGCAAUGCAGUAUUGUAUUAGGAGAGGAUGAAAACAAUGUCAAAGCAUUGUUCAGAAGAGGAAAGGCUAGAGCAGAACUGGGGCAAACAGAUGCCGCCCGUGAAGAUUUUCUAAAGGCUCGUAAAUAUGCACCUGAAGACAAGGCAAUUGCAAGAGAGCUGCGUUUGAUUGCUCAACAUGAGAAGGCUGUAUAUCAAAAACAAAAGGAGAUAUACAAGGGAAUUUUCGGACCACCACCAGAGCCAAAACCUAAGGCAAAGAAUUUUGUGAUACGCAUUUGGCAAUGUCUGAUUGUCAUUUGGCAAUGGCUGCGGUCGAUCUUCUACCGCCUAUUUAAGCGCGAAAGUCACAAAUCUGACUAGUUAAAAGAGUUCAAAUUGACAGAAGAAUGAUAACGAAGCAAAAUGUACUAAAGAGGAAUUGAUUUUCUUAAAUGCCAAAGGUGUUCAUAAACUUAUUUUCCAUGCUACUUUGAAUUUAUUCACUUCUGUGCCUGGAUGUGUAUGAACUUUCAAGUUUGUGAAAAAGAUGGUUCUUUAUUAUUAGAUUUGAAGAUAAACCGAUCAGUUUGUGAAUCAAAUUCAUAAAAGAGCUCUCUUUAUUUUUCUUUGCA